AUGUAUCUCGACACAUAUAAAGUGCCUGUACGAAGCUUUUUAUUUCAAACACUGUUAGACAAGGAUCUUCAGGUUUCAUCUCCAUUGCUGAUUCUUCAUGAAGCGGGUGAUAAGCUGACAGAUCCUUCAGUGACAUUUAUUGCAGCGUUCACCUCUGAAUUUGAGAGCCAUUUGGAGAAAGUCGUUAACCUUUUCUAUGCCGAGUCAUUGGUAAUUGUUACUUUUGGAGGUGGAAGAUUUAUUCAGAUGCCUGUGAAGAGGGCGCUGGAACUGAUGAGGGGAUCCUCCGGUGAUACUGAUGCUGGAUCUAAGCAACUUUACAAUGGAGCAGCGGUGGCACAAGGCCCCACCAAGCACGUCUCUUUCCAGUUACCUCCUAACGGGAAACAUGAUUCAUCUGAAAUUCCGGAAAGAGCUCGAGCCACCAUUGCUUCUGCGGAGCGCGCAUCUGCCGCUGCACGUGCAGCGGCUGAGCUGUCGAAAAUCCGGCACGGGAUGCAGAAGAAUUGCUUUAGCCUCACGUUUUUUUCUGUCUCUCUGUCGGUACCAACCAAACCAUGUAGGAGAGAGCUGGAAAACAACUCCCUAGACCUCAACAACUUGCCUGAGGAUUGCACUAGAGAUGGUAAUACGCAAGUGUUGGAGGGCAGUAGCUCCUUAUCAGGGUGCAGGAAAAAGAAGAGCGACGCAAAAGAAGAGUGCGGGAAGGUCUACGAGUGUAGGUUCUGUUCCCUCAAGUUCUGCAAGUCUCAAGCUCUUGGCGGGCACAUGAAUCGCCACCGUCAAGAACGAGAGACUGAGACACUGAACAAGGCUCGUCAGCUCGUCUUCGGUAACGAUACCCUAGCCGCUCAUCCCGCCCUUCCUCAUCAUCAUCUAGGUAGCUGCCAAUCAAUACCGGGAGGCUAUCACACGGCAACCAAUGUGGCAGAUCCGCCGCUUCCAUUCAGAUCAUCGAUGUACCAGCCGCCACCGCCGGCGCGAUUCUUUUCGGCCUCCUCCUCAUCUUCCAUUGUCCAGCCACUGCCACCUUACCUAUACCCAUCGCCACCCCGCCUCGCGGCCUACCCUUCGCAUUACAAUGGCAACCAGCACCCAGCCGCCGCGGGCGAUAACUACUCAAUGGGCCACAUGUUCAGCAGGAGCUCAAGCUCGCACUUGGGCACACCGGAGUCGAACUACACCUGCAUCGGGGCACCGGUCGGAGAAGGGUUCAACGCACCCGAGGGAGGAGGCAGGGACAGGUUGCCGCAGGGUCAGAAGGAAGGAUUGAAUUGGGUGUCGAGAUUGGAUCCUCCCUCGAUCAAUCGGUUUCAAGAUGGGUUCUAAAAAUUUGAUCUCCUUGGACGUUUGUUUGGAGUAUUGAACCAAGUUCUUGAAAAGCCACCCUUAGAGACAGAAAGAGGGACAUGACAAAAACUGACUACAGAGAGGGGGGUUCAUUUCAUGCAAGGGAAGAGGAGAGAGAGAGGGAGAGAAGUUUUGGUUUGUUUGGGGGACAGAGGGAGGGGUUGAAUGGUACAGCUUUUGGAAUCAGGUAACACUCUCUCAUCAGCUAGUUUGUCCGGAGAGAGUGAGUCUGUGUGUUUGUGUCGUCGUGUAUUGGGUUCACGUAUUCGAUCUAUAAAUCGAUUAUGAGUUGUUUGCUAUAAUGUCUGUAAAAGGAAAAGCUUUGAGCUUUUGAGGGGGUUUUGGUUGGUCGUGCAUGUGGGACAAGGGAAGUUCGAUAUGAACUGGAAGUUCCCAACCCUCCCUUUUCCCCUUUGCAUGCGUUGUAAGUUUGUGAA
Messenger RNA from Rhodamnia argentea, 1787 nucleotides. RefSeq names its product zinc finger protein JAGGED-like. NCBI's taxonomy places the organism in Eukaryota, Viridiplantae, Streptophyta, Magnoliopsida, Myrtales, Myrtaceae. Gene Ontology annotation, molecular function: DNA-binding transcription factor activity. The transcript has 11 exons. The coding region runs from base 1 to 1329 and encodes 442 amino acids. The record is from RefSeq and is a predicted model, not a curated record.